This is a messenger RNA of Recurvomyces mirabilis, 1581 nucleotides long. RefSeq lists its product as uncharacterized. NCBI's taxonomy places the organism in Eukaryota, Fungi, Ascomycota, Dothideomycetes, Mycosphaerellales, Teratosphaeriaceae. Bases 1 to 1581 code for a protein of 526 amino acids. The record is from RefSeq and is a predicted model, not a curated record. Gene Ontology annotation, molecular function: heme binding; iron ion binding; oxidoreductase activity, acting on paired donors, with incorporation or reduction of molecular oxygen. The transcript is spliced from 6 exons.
AUGGCUGUGCUUAGCGGAUGGUCCAUGCAAGGCAUCGCCGUGAUCUUGCUGCUAGUGACGCUCUUAUACAGCGCAGCACGGCGGAUACUCACUCGAUACGACACCAGCCUUCGUGACAUCCCCGGCCCUCGGCUCGCCGCAUGGACAAGACUUUGGCGCUUCUUUGAUGCCUCGCAAGGACACGCACAUCUCACCAACAUCGAGCUCCAUCGUAAGCAUGGCAAGCUCGUGCGCGUCGGGCCCAAGGUGAUCUCUUGCUCCGAUCCAGCUAUGAUCCCAACCAUCUACAACGCGCAGGGUUCUUUUGCAAAGUCCGCUUUUUAUCCCAUGCAGAGUCUUAGUUGGAACAAGCGUGCUCAGCCGAAUGUCUUCAGCGUGAUCGAUGAGAGGAAGCAUCGCGAGAUGAAGAGGAAGGUGGCAAGUGCUUACACUGUGGAUGCACUGUUGAAGAUGGAGAAAGGCAUUGAUCGGUGCGGUGAUGUUUUCAUGCAGCGCAUGCGCCAGUGUGCAAAGCAGAGCGAGGACUUUGAUCUUGGCACUUGGUUGCAUUAUUAUGCAUUCGAUGUUGUCGGGAUUGUCACAUACGGUGAGAGACUUGGUUUCAUGGAGACGGACUCAGAUGUCGAUGGUGUGAUCGGUGCCGGAAACGCGAUGAUGAUAUACUUUGCGUGCUGCGGUCAGAUACCGUUUCUGCACAGCCUGCUACUCGGCAACCCUUUACUACCCUACCUGAUUCCACAAAUCGAGACGGUCAACAGUGCCGUUGUCUUUGCGAAGAAGGCCCUUGAUCGCCGUCUGAAGAGCUCAAGCGCGCAUGGUAUUCAUACCGAUGAGCAUGGAAUGAGGGAUGAUAUGUUAUCGAGAUGGACAGCCAUGAAGGCCCAGGAUUCCGAAAAGAUGAACACUACCGACAUCAUGGUGGCUCUGUGCACCAAUGUAUUCGCUGGAGCCGACACCACGGCCACUGCUCUGCGAGCCGUUCUAUACUACCUCAUGAAAACCCCGGCUGCGAUGCAGAAAGCUCAAGACGAAAUCGACCAAGGUCGUCGAGCUAACCAUCUGAGCGACCCGAUAAAAGACCAUGAAACCCGAAAUCAUCUUCCGUACAUCAACGCCGCCAUCAAAGAAGCGCUACGCAUGCAUCCAGGCACUGGGUUGUUGCUGGAACGCCACGUUCCCGUUGGCGGCGCACAAAUCAGCGGGCACUACCUACCCGCCGGCACGAUCGUGGGCAUCAACUCCUGGGUCGUGCAGUAUGACAUGGACGUCUACCCAGAGCCCUAUCAGUUCCGGCCAGAGCGGUGGUUACCACGCAGUGACAAUGCCGAACAUCUGGCUCAAAUGGAAAAGUCGUUUUUGGCCUUUGGAGCGGGAUCGAGGAUCUGUAUGGGCAGGCAUCUCAGUAUGAUUGAGCUUCGCAAGUUAAUCCCGAGGAUCUUGCAAGAGUUUGAGAUUGAGAUGGUGGGGUCCCAGGAUUGGAAGGUCAGGAAUGCGUGGUUUGUGGUGCAGGAGAUGCCCAUGUGUAGGGUAGACAUGUAUUCUACCGUAGUUGCCGACUCGGCUGAAGAAGACGGGGUCUAG